This is a messenger RNA of Trypanosoma theileri, 1779 nucleotides long. RefSeq lists its product as uncharacterized. The annotation marks the transcript as partial. Lineage: Eukaryota; Euglenozoa; Kinetoplastea; Trypanosomatida; Trypanosomatidae. The transcript has a single exon. The record is from RefSeq and is a predicted model, not a curated record.
AUGCAGAGCGUGCAGGGUUCUCCUGCUUCUACGACUCGUUCACACCGCAGUCGGCUUGAACCGCGUGGUCCGCCUGCCUUUGGUCCUUCGCAUUACUUGCAGAAACCUGAACAAACUCAACAACCACAACCACCACCACAACAACAACAAGAAAAGUUAAAGGACAACAAGGCGGUGCCAUCUAUCCGCAAACAUCGCCUUAACUCUCGUGUUCUGCUGUUGUUAUCUUUUGCUUUCGUUAUUUUUGUUCUCUGUAUGGGUUUGUGGUUUAAAAACACUGACACCACAUUAUCACCUGUUUCUGUUUCUUCCGAAUUAGGCGUUGCCAAGACGGCAAGUAUUCCUCUACGACCAUUUGUAUGGUUCAGUACAUCCCUUUAUUCUGCAAUGGGUGGUAUAAUGAAUGUUUGGAAGAAUACAAUGGGUCAAUGGAUACGUAGUCCUUCCCCAUCAUUAUGGUGGUCACAUACAAAGCAUAUGGUAGGGUUCAUACUAGAAAGUAUGCAGUAUGUACUCCGUAUGUUGUGGUAUUUUACUACAGUAUCUGUAAGGCGUGUAUAUUUGUUUCUGCGUGUUUACAUCCUGCAGUAUUCUCAACAUGGUCUGCAGUGGUGUUUUACCUUUGGACGAGGUAUUGCCAGUCGGGUAUUUCAUUUCUCAAUAGGAGGUAUACAGUAUUGUUCUUUUCUUGUUUCGGGCUUUAAUAAGGCGUGGUCCUUGUUAUUGGAAGGAAGUGCCAAUGUGACUGCCACUGUAAAGUCAUGGGUGUACACCGCAAGCGUUACGUUUUUUUCACAUAAUGAAAAUGCAGUACGGGGUACUUCUUCUGCUUCCUCUUCUGAUACAACAACAACAACAACAACUAGUACUAAUACGAAUACUAGUGUUGAUAUUGGGAAACAGUCACGUAUGAUGAGUAUAUCAUCCCGUCAAAGUCAUUCAACGUCUACACCAUCUGAAUCGACGGAGCCGUGGUCAUCUGCCAGAGAUGCGUUGGAAAAAGAACAAAAAAAACGAGCUCAAAAGUUGGGAAAGAAAUCCAGGCUUUGGCACUGGUUCAGAAAAGAUUCUUCCCCCUCAUUUAUUUCCAAGAAAGAAAAGAGAAACACAAAAACAGUGAAAGGAAUAACGAAUGACAAUGAUAAUGGUAAUUGUAGUAAUAGUAGUACUGGUAAUCGUCGUUCAUUUUUCUUGCUGCUGCAGACUUUCUUAUCUCAUUUCUUUUCUCCAAACACUUCACAGCAUCCUGUGGAGAGUGUAAAACAUGGCAAUGAUGACAAGGUGGUGGGAGAUCAAAACAAGUCUCUGCAACCACAACUUCACGCCAAUAUCACUACUAAAAAAACUACUUCACUCCCCAAAUAUUAUUACAUCAGGUUUACUGAUGAAUCCUGUAUAAAAUUAUAUAAAGAAGGUGGAAGAGCGGAAGCACAUCUAGUGCAUAAUUACUUUUUAGAAGAUCUUACACAUCUCUUACGUCUUCAUUCAUGGACAACUGUCUACAAUUUUCGUGUGUAUUGUGUAGGUAAUAUAUUUAAUGCCCACUUUAACUUGUUAACGUUGAGUGGGGAUAUAUGGACACAAGAAAAAAUUGACGCAAUAGUAAAGGAUUAUAACUUCCCACUAUUGCGUGCUGCAUGUAGAAACAAAAGGGAGGAAAUGAAUCCAGCAGUGAAUGAGGUUAAACGUGUACCUGAACCAGUACAGAUUCAUGAGGGUGAAGAGGAUGAAGAGGCUCCUAAGGAGAAACAGUAUCAGGAAGAAGAACAAAUUAAUAAG